AUGAACAAUACCUCGGGAGGAGGAACAGGAGGAGGAAGAGAACAACAACAACACGCGCGAAACCAACAAGCGACAAAAGUCGGUUCUGGUGAUAAUGGUGUUCCACACACGAAGUUCUCCUCGAAGCAGAGCAAAACGAGCACGGUGACCAUAACCGGUGAACACGAACACGUCAUCUCCGGCUACUCGCUCCUCAAAGGCAUCGGCGACGGGGAACCGAUCGCCUCUGACCGAUUUACCGUCGGGGGACACGAGUGGGUCCUCUUGUUCUACCCGGACGGGAAACAAACGCAAAACGCGCAAGCGCCUCAGGCGCCGCCGCCGGAAGAUCCGUACUGCGCGUUAUUCGUGGCGUUGAUUUUAGAAGGACCGAGGUCGUUAGGUGUGACGCAAAGCUCGAACGGGAAAGUUGUGCGAGCGUUUCAUCGGUUUACCUUGGUGGACCAGAGCGGGAACGGGAGAGAUAUCACGAAAGGGAGGCAAAGAGAGCAAGGCGCGGUGAAGAUUUCGUGCGAGAGGCAAGAUCCGAACGCGAGGAAUUGUCACGGGUACAGGAAGUUUGUCAGGAGAAGCGUUUUGGAAGCGCCGAAUAGUGGAUAUUUGGUGGACGAUACGAUUGUUAUUCGGUACGAGAUUGAUUUAGUGGUCACGAGCGGAGGCGCCUUGAACAAGAGUUCGAAACAGACGCAGUCGUUCGUCGUGGAUAUCGGCAAGCAAAUGAAGAUGGGAGAGCAUUUGGUGAAGUUGUUGCCACCGAGUCAAAGUUGGCGGAAGAGAGAGAAGAGGAUGAUGUUGGCGAACGGGUUAGGUAAGAGGAGUUUGAUGUUGGGCGGAGGCGGCUCGAAUAAAACAGGAGGAGGAGGAGGAGGAAGUAUCGGCGGCGUUCCAAAAUUGAAGGGUAGUGGUGGUGAUGAUGGUGGGCUUCCUUCGUCCUCGGAGAAAGGAGGAGGGAACGGCGGUAUCAUCGAUAAUUCCAAGAAGAAGAUGAAGAAAACCACCCACGCGAAGAAAGAAGCGAUGAAUAAGAACGAUAAAGACGACGACGAGCUUUUGAGACGAUUCGAGCGAGAACACAUCGAUUUGGAUUCGGAACCAGAAGACGACGCCGGGGACGAAGACAGAUUGGCACUCGGUAACGACGGAGGAAACCACGGUAAUGCGAACAACAACAACGGGAACGACGACGACGAAGAAGAAGACGAAGAAGAGACCGCGGCGAGGCAAGCGAAGACGAACGCAUCUGUUGCAGCUGCGACGAUGAAUAACAACAACAACAAUAAUAACAAGAGAACGCAACAUCAGCCGCAACGACUUUCCCCAAUGGACGGCACCUCUUUCAUGGGCCUCGAUGAACAUGAUUUGACCGAUUGUUGUUUCCGAGUCGAAGACGAGUAUUUUCGCGCGCAUAAAAUCAUUCUCUCCGCGCGAUCUCGCGUCUUUGCCGCCAUGCUUCGCGCCGGGUGGAAAAUGCGCGAAGGCACGGAAGGCGUGAUUUCUUUGAAAGACAUCAAACCGAAAGUGUUUGAAAUUUUGUUGCACUUUGUUUACGCGGACGAGUUACCUAAGUACAGCAAGCGCGCGUACAGAAGAUUUGUGCUCAUGAAAGAUGAGAAAAGGAAGAAGAAGAAAGGGAGCACGCGACUCGGAGACUCGGACGACGACGGCGACUCUGACGUUUCGUUAUCGGAUUUGGAGUCGGACUCGGAAGACUUUGACGACAACGACGAUGAUGAAGAAGAAGACAGAGACGAGGAGUUCUUAAAUGAGGAGCGUCACGUGCGACGACGACGAGACGUAGGAUCGGUGCAAGCGAAUUCGGAGGCGGCGGCGGGUGCGAAGAGGAUUCAAGUCUUCGAUAAAGGCAUUCGUCAACUGAUUGGCGAAAACGGCGCGCAACACAAAGAACUCGACUUGGGCAUCGCGAUGACGCAGCACUUACUGGUUGCCGCGGACCGAUUCGAUCUUGGGCGCCUGCGCGCGAUUUGUGAGACGAGGUUGUGCGAUACGAUUGAUUUAGAAUCUGUCAUUGGAACUCUCGUAUUGGCUGACCGAAACCAUGCGCCGAGUUUGAAGCAAGGGUGUUUGCAAUACGUCGCUUCUAAUUUACCCGACAUUAUUGCGACGGAAGCGUACAAGGAAAUGUCGAUGACGUGUCCGCACUUACCAAGUGAGAUUUUGCGUACCGUGUCAUCGUUACAAAACGGUGGCGGGAGGGGCGAAAGAGUUACCGGCGAAAGAAAAACCAUCAUCGUGAGUUCUGCGGCGCAAAACGCGUAUCAACAACAGCAACAACAGCAGCAACAACAGCAGCAGCAGCAGCAGCAACAACAACAACAACAACAACAACAACAACAACAAGUCGCCCCACCAAUAACACAGGCAGCCAUCGAUCAAAUGAUCAAUCAAAGUCUCCUUCAAUCAAACUAUCCUUCGAGUCGUGUAACGGAAGAAAUUUUGCGCCGCGGCGAAGCUGAGAUUCUAAGAUUGACGAAUAACGCUGCCAACACUACAGCCGCCGGCAACAACAACAAUAACAACAACGUUUCAAACGCUGCGGCAGCAAAUACUGCCGCAGCACCAGCCGUUGAAGAAGUGGUGUUCAAUAAUAAUAACAAUAACAACACUCCAUCAUCGGCGAGAGUAAAUACCUUCCCGGAUCGUUCUCGAGGUGCUCGAGGUGGCGCGGUGAAUCCAGUAGACGCGGCGGCGAUGGCGGCUUCGUUGGACACGAGUCACUUGGGUAUGGAUGUGAAUAAUCCCAGUGUGAAUAAUCCCAACGACGCGGCUAUGAUGAGGUUUUUGGGGCAUAUAAAUCCGGACACACAACGCGAACGUCGCGCCGAGCAUCGAAAUGCAGUGCAAGCGGCGGCGGCGAGAGGGGAGCAACGCGCGCAGGAUGUCGGCGAUAAUGUUCUUGAACUCCCGCGAUUUGCUCGUCAUUUAAUUCCACCGCUUGCUACCGGUGCCGGCGGUGGCGAUGACUUCUUUAGUUCUCUCUUGGACCCCACGCCUCACGCGGCGGCAGCUCCGAACACCACCACCGCUGAUGCGAACAACAAUGAUACCGAAGGUCGUGCGAACGCGGCAAACGCAAGAGAGGGUGACGUUCCUGGUAUUGAUAAUAACAACAACGGCAGUGAAAGGCGCGUGAGAAGACGCAUGUAG
Molecule: messenger RNA, 3165 nt
Organism: Bathycoccus prasinos
Lineage: Eukaryota; Viridiplantae; Chlorophyta; Mamiellophyceae; Mamiellales; Bathycoccaceae
Exons: 2
Coding region: 1-3165 (1054 amino acids)
Biological process (GO): protein ubiquitination
Molecular function (GO): protein binding
Source: RefSeq, a predicted model, not a curated record